AUGGAAGACGUCGCGCCCGAAUUGCAACCGCAACAGAUCGACUCCAAGCUGCGACGCAAUUCGUCAUCAGCUGCCGCCGAUGCUGUCUCGCAGUUGCUCGGAAUGACCGGUGGCCUUCCCGAUGCCAACGGGAGUGAUGACCCAGCACAAGAUCACGGCUCGAUACAUACCUCGAAUAACCAGCCCGACGCGCAGCAUCAGCAACAAGCACCGCAAGCGCAACACGCACCACCGCCUCCGCCUCCGCCUCAGCACCCAGUGUCCUACAAUGGCGCAACACCCGCAGCGACGGCAGGCGGCGGGAGCAGUGGCCUCGCGACGCAUCAAAGUAACGCUGCUCCGCGAUCUGCGAAUCUCCACGGAGAUGGCCCCAAUGGAUCCCCCAUUUCUCGAACCGACACGCCGUCCAUGUAUAACAAUCCCCUGCCAUCGUUCAUGAUGGACGAUCCUUACUCCUCAAACUUUGCGCAAACUGGCGACGGGUCUGGAUCGCCCAUGAACGGCGACACGCCACAGACGCACGAGCAGCUCAUCGCAGCCAACUCCAGCCUCAAAACCCGUGUACGCGAGCUCGAACUCAUCAAUGAACUCUUCAGGGGGCGAUUAAGUCAACUGGAGCAACAGGAAGCUGCCGCACGUAGGGGUCAUGAGGUAGCAGACUCGGAGCAGACGGGACUACGGACGCAACUGGAAGAGAGCCGAGGAAGCGAAGCGCAACUGCUCGCCCAGUUGGAAGAGACACACCGGCGGGAGAACAGCCUGAAGAGACGGUUGGACGAGCUGGAACUGGAGCUGAAGGCUGCUACGGCAACGAAGACCGCUCGAGACGCUGAGCAUGCCCUUGAAAGCCAGCAUGACGAGUCUGAGCGACCGUCCAAAAAAGUGCGAACCGCCAGCCCUGCGAGGGGCAACGAGUCUAGUACAGAAGAGGUCACGGUGUCGCUGCCCGCAGAGGAAGAGACUGGCCAGGCCCCCGAGCCGACCAUGAUGGUUGACACCGAUGCAUAG
Emericellopsis cladophorae is the source of this 1008-nucleotide messenger RNA. RefSeq lists its product as uncharacterized. Lineage: Eukaryota; Fungi; Ascomycota; Sordariomycetes; Hypocreales; Bionectriaceae. Bases 1 to 1008 code for a protein of 335 amino acids. The transcript is spliced from 3 exons. The record is from RefSeq and is a predicted model, not a curated record.